AUGGAGGGAGCCUCGGACGCGGGUAGGGGUAGCCCGAGCAGAUCUAGCCGAGUCACCUGCUCCCCAACCCCGUCUGCUGCUGGUGGAGGGGAAGAUGGAGAAUCAGCCGCCGAGAGUGAUGCGGAACACAAGGUACAUGACAACGAGCCUGCCAUCUCGGGACCACUUCUAGGCCAGACCGGUACCGAAGAACUUAUUCCCCAUCCCGAGACGAAUCGGUCAGAACAUUCUAACCCGUCAAGAAAGCCCAAAUCCACUGAUGUGUCGAAUUCGGCAUCAGACCUAGCCCGACCCGUACGCCCACGAUUAAGACCCGCGUCCAAGGACGUCGCAGUUGCUCUUACCGCUGACGGCCCUGCAAUGCACCCUGCGCAUAGGGCAGACUCGUCAUCUUCAGCCAAUGCUAUAGAGACUCCGAGUAACUCGGAGGAUUCAGCUGAUGAGCCUCGCACAGAGGGUGAUGCCGAUACACCAAUAGAUUCAGGUGGAACAAGAGGAAGAAAGCGGAAGCUGAAGGAUAUGGAAGUCACAGGCACCACUCUUCACUUCUCUGAGACUGAAACCGACACUUCGAAAGGCGUUGAGCUCGCUGUCAGUACUAUCGUCAGCCGGAACCCAGUCAGAUCAAAUGCAACAAAAGACCUAAUGAACCCAACCAAGACUCCAGCGAAACAGACAGGGAAUCGAAAAUCGCCGACACUCCGGGAUGAAAGACGUGACAGCGAUUUAUCACAGCCAUCCACUGGACAGCCCGUAGGCCGACAGGAGGGCUCAACACCUGCAUGGUAUGCUGGCCCCUCUCCCGUGGUCCUUUUCAGCGGUAGCACAACUGUACAGGAUGAAAGAGCAGCAAUGUCUGCGUUCGGGCGGCUUGGAGGCAAGGUCGGUAUGACCAUCAACGAUGCCACCGUCCUGUGUAUCCCAGAAGGUUCCGUGAAGAAGACAGGAAAGCUCAUCAUGGCUGUAGCGAAGGGUAUCGACAUUGUGACCGAGAACUGGAUGGCGGACUCGCAACGCCUCGGCCGGCUCCCGGACGUUGCUCACUAUCUGCCAUGCGAUGAACCUCAGGAGCGAGCUUGGGGCUGCAACUUGAGAGAAGCAAUUCAGAGGGGCAAGAAAGGCUUGACCCAUCUGCUUUCCGGCACCACAGUCUAUCUGACAAAGGAAUUGAGGAAAGGUCUGGGAAAGCUGGAGCGAGAAAUAUCGCAAAUUGCCUGGAUUCUGGGCGCCGAAGCUGUCAAGCGACGGUUACCUGCCUUCAAGGACAAGGACAAACUUAGCCAGACAGGCGUUCUGGUCAUUGGUGUGCGGGAUGACCCCCAUGGAGCUCACGUCGGGCGACUCGGGCAGGUUUUGUUCAACAAGGACAUUCUGACGAUGGCUGCCUUGAGGGGUCGUCUCCAGAGGGAUAGUAACGAGUUCGUGAUCCAGUUGCCCGUCAAGGAUGAGGAGGAGCAGCUUUGA
This is a messenger RNA of Cladophialophora yegresii CBS 114405, 1464 nucleotides long. RefSeq lists its product as uncharacterized. The coding region runs from base 1 to 1464 and encodes 487 amino acids. The transcript has a single exon. Lineage: Eukaryota; Fungi; Ascomycota; Eurotiomycetes; Chaetothyriales; Herpotrichiellaceae. The record is from RefSeq and is a predicted model, not a curated record.